Molecule: messenger RNA, 1280 nt
Organism: Folsomia candida
Lineage: Eukaryota; Metazoa; Arthropoda; Collembola; Entomobryomorpha; Isotomidae
Exons: 9
Coding region: 64-1200 (378 amino acids)
Source: RefSeq, a predicted model, not a curated record
UCAUAUGCACAUUGCAAACCAACACCUUUCCAUUAAAAUCAUUGCAUUUUUUUGUCAGCAAUUAUGAGAUUUGAAAUGCAAUUCUGCUCGAUUUUCUUGAUCUUUAUUUUUCUAUUGAUAACUUUUACUUGUGGUCAAUUCCAAAUUCGUCCCACAUACAGAGACAAGCAUCGCCUACCCAAAUACCAAUUAACUAGAAUUCCAUUAAAAACCGACUCAUUCACGGUCAGUGGACAUUCGUCUGGGGCAGCGGCAGCGACACAUUUCUACUUGUCUUAUUAUGCCGCAAAUUCGGAUGGAAUUGCACUUUUCUCAUCCAUCCACUUUCUUUGUGGUGGGGGCAGCUUGGUCACUCUUAUCCCAUGUCUACGUGGCUGGGGGAACUCGACCGAUUCAAUUCGAUUAGCACAUCUUUUCGCCAAUGCAAAUCUUAUCGAGCCAUUAGAUCAUAUGAGGCAUAAACGACACUACAUUUUUCACGGAAAUGCAGAUCCAGUCAUACAUUUUGACAGUGGUGUCAAAGUGUUUGAAUUUUUCGACAAUUUUAGCGAUAAUGUCAGAUUCAAGUGUUACAACGCUGCCCAUUCUUUGCCCACAAAAACUUGUGGCAUUUCGUGCGGUGGAAUACCAUCCAACCCAGGCACAGGGUGCAGUAAGUGCGAUUUUUCUGCGAUAUAUGAUGGACUGAACUAUUUAUAUGGAGGAAAUCUGGUGGAACCGACAACUACGACUUGUCGCCCCAAGUACAACAAGGACGGUCUUACUUUCGCUGACCAAUCCGAGUUUAUGUCGCCGCUGACAUUGAGAACUGCGUCCCUGUUGCCAGACGCCGUCCUUUAUACACCUCCGCAGUGUCGUGUAAAUUCGUCCCUGUGCACUUUGCACAUUGCAUUCCAUGGUUGUCGACAUUCAAUACAAAAUGACGGGAUGGACUAUCUAAAGUGUUCUGGAUACAUGGAGAUGGCUGACUCAAACAAUUUUAUCGUUUUGUUCCCUCAAGUGAGACAAUCCCCACUGGAUGCGAUCACGCUAUUCCACUGCUGGGAUUUGUACGGAUAUACGGGGCCACUUUAUGGGACAAGACUUGGCAGUCAAAACCAAGUUAUUGCACGAAUGGUGGGACGAAUUUUAGGAAUUGAUGUAAGUCUAAAUCCAAUCAGUAUCAAGCCAGGAGCCGAAGAUAGUGAUUAUUUUAAUUAACUCGAAUAUAAAGUUAAUUUAUAUUUGGUAAUUAACAGAUAAUGUAAAAUAAUAAUAUAAAAUUAUUAAUUUUAUAUGAA